Messenger RNA from Guillardia theta CCMP2712, 414 nucleotides. RefSeq lists its product as hypothetical. The record is from RefSeq and is a predicted model, not a curated record. The coding region runs from base 1 to 414 and encodes 137 amino acids. NCBI's taxonomy places the organism in Eukaryota, Cryptophyceae, Pyrenomonadales, Geminigeraceae. The transcript has 4 exons.
AUGAAGAAGCUAGGAGAGUUGAAGUACGUUGUCCUCCCCACCACGGGCCUCGAGCACAAGACUGAGAUCUUCAUGAAGCCCUUCAUGAGCUACUUCCCCAACGCCAAGGCCUACGUCGGUGUAUUUGACGUAUAUGACCUCGGGUUCAAGGUGGAGGGAGUGCUGCAAGACAUGGACCCCAACGUUCCCUGGUCGAAGGAGAUCGAGCAGAAGGUGGUGUAUGCCGAGGUUGGCAUCGGGAAGACCAGUGAGGUCGCCUUCUUCCACAAGAAGUCGUCGACGCUCUUCGUCACUGACGCGGUCAUCUUCAUCCCUCCCGAGGCCCCGGAGGUCUUACAGGCCUACGGGGAGGAGGAGAACAAGUGGAAGGGGGAAGCUCUUCGUCAGCCCGGUUAUGAGAACUUUCAUCUAUGA